Molecule: messenger RNA, 3027 nt
Organism: Aspergillus versicolor CBS 583.65
Lineage: Eukaryota; Fungi; Ascomycota; Eurotiomycetes; Eurotiales; Aspergillaceae
Exons: 5
Coding region: 1-3027 (1008 amino acids)
Source: RefSeq, a predicted model, not a curated record
AUGGCCGAACCACACUCGUACCACGAUGAAGUGGAUGGGGCUGAGGUCAAACACCGAAGCUUUCUGGACGUCGUGAAAUCGGCAUGGCGCAAGGUUGAUCUGGACCGGCAGUCGGUUAUUUUGAUGAUGAAGGGCGCGGUUCCCCCAACCAUCGGCCUCGCGAUAUACCAAGCGGACUCCGUGGCGGCAUACUUCGCUACGUCUGGCUACCUGAUCGCCAUUAUAUCGGUGUUGGGAUUUUCCAUCAUGCCCCGUGCCAAAUUCCUGCAAAUGAUGCUGCUCGAUAUAUUAGCUGUCUGCCUAGCGUCCGCGGUUUCUCUCCUGAUGAUGUAUUCACAGGUCAAGGCACGCGAACACUCGACCAGUAGUUCAAACCAGGCAUCAUCGGAUAGCUCGGAGUUUCCGCCGUACAAUUCGUCCUCGUCGGUAACUAGUGGAGUAUUCUUAUUCUUUCAGACAUAUCUUGUCCAUUCAUUCAGGGCCAAAUUUCAACAAUUCCAGUUCCCUGUCAUCAUCUACUCUAUCGUUGCUAAUGUCGCCUUUUCUUUUGCACCCCUUCUAUCCACCUUGCCUGCAGCGAUAUCUAUGAUCCGUCGAUUGCUCGCAGGGGGCUUAUUAGGACUGGGGCUUUGUACUGGGGUUUCGCUUUUCAUUUUCCCACUAUCUUGUCGAACUGUGGUUUUCAAACAGAUGGGAGGCUAUAUAAAUGCUCUACGGGCUGCUAUGCAGGCUCAUACGGCUUAUUUUCAGUCCUUACAGACUGAUGAUGUGUUUGGACGGACGGCAACCUACGAUUCGAACGUGGAGAAGAUUGAUGAACAUGGCAAGGUGUAUACACCGGAAGCGGCGAAUAUCCGGAAAGCUGUACGAAAGAUAACGGAGCUUCAUGGAAAGUUGAGCGGCGAUUUGAUUUUCGCAAAGCGGGAGGUUGCAAUAGGCCAGUUAGGCCCAGAUGACCUCCAGUCAAUUUUUCGACAUCUCCGUCAGACGAUGAUACCCGUGGUUGGACUUGGCUUCGUUGUUGAUAUUUUUGAGCGACUAUCAGAAUACAACAAAUGGAAUGAACCCAUCGAUCCUACAGCGGCCGUAUCAGAGGACCUUCGCGACCAGGCAGUGCGCGAGUGGCAUGAGAUUAUGAGGGCGGUUCAUGAUCCAUUCGUCUCUAUGAUAAAAACUAUCGACGAGGGAUUGCAACAUGUUGCCUUGACCUUGAAGUUCGAAAAGCAAUCAAAAAAUGCUAGCUCUGCUUCAGAUCCCGAAGCAUCGGCGACUCGAGUUCCUGGGGACAGAGAAUUUAGAGUUCCUUUCGAGAGGAAGCUCUCCGAGUUCAAAGUAGCUAAGCGACUAGCACUGCGAGCAUGGAGUGAGGAGAAGGGCAUCACUCUACCUCCAGACUUUUUCGAGCACCCCGCCACUGCGCAUCUGGAGAUGGAAGAUUUGCCCCAAGACGGCUCUAUUAAUAGAGACCGAGCUCGGAGGCAACUUUAUCUAAUCCUUUAUAUGGAGCAACUGCUGGCUUCUACAGGCCACAUGGUCCUUGAUUUUGUCCGGUAUGCCGAUGAAAAGGUAGAUAGCGGAAAGCUCUCGAAAACGCGAAUAAUUAUCCCCGGUGGUAAACGUCUUCGCAAGUGGGCCAUCAGUAUUUUCAAGACCGCUGAUACUCAUGGCGAGGAUCAUUUGGGCGAUGUGAAUUCGCAUAAUGGCGUGCUUGAACUAGGCGAGGCGUACAGAAUCAGGAAGGAUCCGGAGCAUCUACCGCCGGAGACGACGUUCCAGAUGAUCGGCGAUAAAAUCCGCCGGAUACCAGCGAUGCUGCGCUCAAAGGAGUCGUCCUAUGGGUUCCGUGUUGCAUGUGGUACCAUGACUAUCGCGGUUGUUUAUUUCAUUCGAGAUACCCAGGAAUUUUUCAUCAGGCAGCGGUUCGUCUGGGCUAUUAUCAUGGUCAAUUUGGCCAUGUCUCCGACAUCUGGCCAAAGCAUUUUCGGAUUUGCGCUCCGUAUUUUGGGAACCAUAUUGGCGAUGACACUUAGCUUGUUAUGCUGGUAUAUUCCGGGAACGAGGACACCCGGCGUCCUCGUUUUUCUCUUCAUUUUUAUGUCUGCCGCAUUUUACAUACCAGUUAAGCAGUUCCGGUUCCGAACUGCGGGGAUUAUCACUGUUAUCUCCACCGCAAUGAUAGUGGGAUAUGAACUCCAGGCGCGCAAAAUCGGAGAGCAGAACGUCAGCGCAAACGGCCAGACGUACUAUCCCAUCUACCUUCUAGCCCCUUACCGGCUUGCAGUGGUAGUAGGGGGUAUUGCGGUCGCCUUCUUUUGGACUUUUUUCCCUUAUCCUAUCUCGGAACAUUCGGUCCUGCGGCAAAACUUGGGGUCGAGCUUGUACCUUCUUGCCAACUAUUACUCUAUUAUUCACGAAACAGUGACUGCUCGAAUGCGAGGGGACGAAGGCGAAAUGGCCCUCAAAACUGCGUCAGGAAAACGGCUUCUGAAAGCGCGGAACAAGGUGUUUUCUAAACAGAUGAUCAUGUUGAGCAGCCUCCGUACUUACUCGGAGUUUCUUAAGUGGGAGGUGCCCAUUGGAGGGAAGUUUCCAAAACAACAAUAUGACAGGAUUAUAACCUGUAUUGAAAACAUUGUCAACUAUCUAAGUCUUUUGGGCUAUGCCUCGGACUCUCUGAAACACCUAGGGAAUGAUGACGAAACCGACGACGCAUGGAUCCAUAAUCUUAAGAGGCUGAUAGCCAGCGCACGAGUCACAACGCACCAAAUAACAUCGGUGCUAUGUCUUCUGUCUGCCAGCCUUACGAACCAGCAACCCCUACCCCCUUACUUGAGAACACCAAAGCCCUACAGCUUUUCAAAACGACUGGAGCAGUUGGAUAAGGAUAUCUUGAGUCUCAGGCACAUAGCUGAGCCGGGUUUUGCCACAUUUUCGGUGCUACAGAUCUCCACUCGCUGCAUCGUUGGCGAUGUUGAGAGACUUAUGAAGUAUGUUAAAAUGACGUUCUGGUCGAGGAGACUUCUCUAA